AUGGCGACCGGACGCGGCCGGCUCCUGCAGCUGCAGUGGCGCGGGCUCCAGGCGCCGCGCCUACCGCUCGGCGUGGGUUCAGCCCCCGGGCGCGCCGGGUUCAGGAAUGGGCCAUGUAUCAGAUAUGCUGCAGGCUGUGCUACUCUGAAGCAACAUGCCAGACGGGAAAGGCACUGCGAGAGAGCCUCUGCUGACUGCUCUGUGUCUCUGGAUAGUAUGCCUUCAGAAAUCUUGCUGAAGAUCUUUUCCUACUUGGAUGCUGGGACCCUACUGUGUACCGGAUGUGUGAACAGGCGCUUUUACCAUCUGGCCAAUGACAAUUUUAUUUGGAUCAGAAUCUACUCAACUGCCUUUUCACCUAAGAGAUCUAAUUGGAAAGUUAAUUCAGUAGAGAAGACAGCUGUGACUAUGAACUUAUUGUCAGUUGAGGAUAAAGAAGCUGGAUAUUGGAAGAAAGAAUAUAUUGCAAAACAAAUAGCAUCUGUAAAAGCAGCACUAGCUCAGGUUCUCAAACCUGUCAACCCUUACACAGGCCUUCCUGUUAAAACCAAAGAGGCCCUCAGAAAAUCUGGUUUAGGUUGGGUAAUUAUAUUGAAAGAAAAAAGUGGAAAAGAGUACAUGAUGGAGCAUGUUGAUCUUUCAAUAAAUGAUUCAUCAGUUACAGUUGUGUGGUAUGGCAAAAACUGGCCACUUCUAGCCACAUUGUCAACCUUAGAUUUGUGUGGUGUGACACCAGUUUUUAUGGACCGGUCUAAAACCCCCACGAAAAAUGGACCUCGAUGGCAUUCUUUAAUUGCAAAGUACAAUCUGAGUAAUUUAACUGCAUCCACCAUGUUUGGCUGUGACAGACUCAUUCGGAUCUUCUGCCUAAACCCAGGCCUCCUGGUGGGGCUGUGGAAGAGGGAGGAAGAACUGGCUUUUGUUAUGGCAAAUCUUCAUUUCCAUCACCUUGUGGAGAGGAGCACGUUAGGCUCAGCCACUAUCCCCUACGAGCUGCCUCCUCAUAGCCCCCUUUUGGAUGACAACCCAGAAUAUGGACUGCAUGGCUACCAACUCCAUGUUGAUAUGCACAGCGGUGGAAUUUUCUACCUGUGUGGUACAUUUCGCAAUCUCUUUACCAAGAAAGGAUACAUUGAAAAUGGAUAUGCAAAGCUCAUUGUUAUAAGUUUUAAAAAUAACACAGAACACCUGCCUCUUAUCGGAAAAGUUGGCCUCUCUUGGAGAACCGAUAUUUUUGAUGGCUGUAUAAAGAGUUGUUCUAUAAUGGACAUAACUCUUUUGGAUGAAUAUGGGAAACCUUUUUGGUGUUUUAGUUCCCCGGUUUGCAUGAGAUCUUCUCCCAGGCCCUCUGAUGGUCCUAAUUUCUUGGGACAAACAUACUAUGUUGACUACAUGGACUCGGAAGGAAAAGUGCAUGUGCAGCUGGUGUGGAUCGAAGAGACAGAAGAAUACUUUAUUGUCAACCUGGUCCUUUACCUUAGUAUAGCAAAAAUAAACCAUUGGUUUGGGACAAAAUACUAAAUAUUAGCAGUAGGUGGCAAAUUAUUGUUGCUAUUUCUUUAUUUUGGACUGACCACUUUUGUUCUUGGUGUUGGAAGUUAAAAUAAAGCGGUAGUCUGUUUGCCUUCUUAUUUCACAUUAGAAAUUAUGAUUCCUGGGUCAUUUUAAUGUUUAGAGUAUUAAGUUAAAUUUUAAAAACAUGAAAAUAGCACACGCCAA
Equus quagga is the source of this 1719-nucleotide messenger RNA. RefSeq names its product F-box protein 15 (gene FBXO15). The transcript is spliced from 10 exons. Gene Ontology annotation, molecular function: protein binding. NCBI's taxonomy places the organism in Eukaryota, Metazoa, Chordata, Mammalia, Perissodactyla, Equidae. Bases 1 to 1521 code for a protein of 506 amino acids. The record is from RefSeq and is a predicted model, not a curated record.